Molecule: messenger RNA, 687 nt
Organism: Symbiodinium sp. CCMP2592
Lineage: Eukaryota; Dinophyceae; Suessiales; Symbiodiniaceae
Source: the annotation of a GenBank genome assembly
AUGUUCGAAAACAGAGGGCAUGACGGGCAAGACUCUGGCGGGGUCAUCGUCCCCUUCGGAGCGGAAUUCAACUACCCGAGCAUGAGCAACUUGGAGGCAGUUGGAGCAAGCAAAGAGGGAUUGUUCAUCAUGCACUUUCAACGUCUGCUCUGUCAGCUGAGGUAUUGCCACGAGUUCUACAAAGGCUACAUUCACACGACUUGGGACGUCCGCGGAAAGUGGCCGAAAAACGUGGCAGACAGCAAAGGGAGACACAUGUCCCCCGACAAUGCCGUCGCCUUCGCCUUGGAGGAAGAAGACCAGGGUUUUGACGCCUUUGUUGCUGGAUUGGUCUUCGUCUUCGGUCUCCGAAGUGGCCAUUCCCCGGACGACUGGCACUGCGUCGCCUUGGCCUGCUCAGCAGGAUGCCAUCGCUCGCUGAGCAUCGCCAUCGUCUUGGCCUUCGUCUUCGGCAUGUCGCUUUGGGCGCCUUCGCUGAAGAAGGGUUUCGACGACCCGGCGAAGAUCCCGGUGCUGGAGGCUGCUCUGGGACGCAAAAACGGCAGCCUCUUGCUGGAGAGGAUCAAGGAGCUCUGCGAACAUGCAGAGCUCAAGCCAUUUGUCAGAAGUAACAUUAGAGGAUUGUUUGGUAAUUUUUGGUUGCCAGUGGCCCACUGGGUCUGUACUUAUUUUUGCUUGUUGACAUAA